Messenger RNA from Phanerochaete carnosa HHB-10118-sp, 761 nucleotides. RefSeq lists its product as uncharacterized. The transcript has 6 exons. Gene Ontology annotation, biological process: transcription by RNA polymerase III. Gene Ontology annotation, cellular component: RNA polymerase III complex. NCBI's taxonomy places the organism in Eukaryota, Fungi, Basidiomycota, Agaricomycetes, Polyporales, Phanerochaetaceae. The record is from RefSeq and is a predicted model, not a curated record. The coding region runs from base 58 to 711 and encodes 217 amino acids.
UGAACCGCCCGCGUUCUGGACCCAAGUACCGCCCACCGUACACGACAGUAACCCAGAAUGUCGCGAGGAGGUCGCGGUGGGGGCCGAGGAGGGCGAGGAGGUCUUGGUGGUAGAGGAGGUUUCGGGGGAGGGGCUACCCUCCCACCGAUGGGUCUGACGUUUGCAGACAUCCAGAACAUGUCCCGAGACGAGUCGCAACUGUAUCCUUCUUUAGAUCCUCUUCCGCUACUCACAGAAUAUAGCGAGGAAGAAAGAGAGAUCGCCCAGCUUCAGAUAGGCUUCGCGACUCGUCUUCGCCGGUCUGCUUACUAUGUCAUUGAGACUACGAAGUCGACUGACUUACCGCGAUAUUCGGAUAAGUAUAGGUCAUCACCAGCUGCUCAGCCCACAUUGAAGCGCAAAGACUUACAUCGGCCAUUCUUUCCGCAAGAGACAUUCGAGGACUACUUCAAUCCAAAGAGACGAAAGACUUCUGAGCGCAAGUCCAUUAAGAAGAUCAGUCUUGACAAGCUGGUUGACGACGCAGCUGAUGCAGAGCAAUCAGACGCUGAGCGAUCAGAGGCUGCUUCGGAGGCUGCAGAGGAAGACUACGAUGUUGACGAAGAGUAUGACAAUGAUUACGCUGAAAACUACUUCGACAAUGGAGAAGGGGAUGACGAUGACCUCCAGGGAGGUGGAGGGGGCGAUGAAGGAGGUGGCGAUUACGACUAGGCUGGCAUAACAUUGAAAUGUCUCCGUGCUACAACAAAAUUGUCCCAGUG